Haliotis rufescens (red abalone) is the source of this 2736-nucleotide messenger RNA. Its product is annotated as probable indole-3-acetic acid-amido synthetase GH3.9. The record is from RefSeq and is a predicted model, not a curated record. NCBI's taxonomy places the organism in Eukaryota, Metazoa, Mollusca, Gastropoda, Lepetellida, Haliotidae. Gene Ontology annotation, cellular component: cytoplasm. Bases 87 to 2033 code for a protein of 648 amino acids. The transcript has 8 exons. Gene Ontology annotation, molecular function: acid-amino acid ligase activity.
ACCAUGGAAAAUGGGACCACAUGUGCUCUUGCUGUUAACCAAUGAAAUGAAGCCGCGGGGAUGAGUUGUACCCCUUCUGUCUCCCCAUGCCCAUCAGCAUCCGCUACCCUUGCUGCAUGGCACACACGGGAAUAAUGACCCUGUUCGAUUCAAGGGUGAGCCCAUUGCUGGUCCUGAUUGUCGGGUUUCAUUUUGGAGUGCUUGGCUUGUAUCUCACGUUCAGAUCAUCGUCGCAGAAUGUCAAUGCCCUGAUAAUAGAACGAUUGGUCGGGAUUGUCUUCAUGUUGUCCUCACUUGUAGCAGCAGACAUAUACAGAUCUGAGCCUCUGCGCUCCCACACAUGGAGUACAAUGCUCCAACAAUACGUCAGCUUCAAGAAGCUCCUCAUCCAACAUUACCGUCUCAAGACAAAGAUUCUAGCUCCUAUGCAGGACGUGAAGACCACCCAGGCUGACCUCCUGCGAGACAUCCUCAAACAAAGAGUAGAGGUGGCGUAUGGUAAAGAUUUCAAAUUCAGUGCCAUAAAGACAGUAGAAGAAUUCCUCGCUACGCACCCAAUAACCACCUACGCACACUAUGAGUCUUACGUGUCUCGUGUUAUUGAUGGGGAGUGUGAUGUAAUGUUUCCGGGAUCACCCAAAUACAUCGUCCUUUCGUCUGGAACAACCUCAGGAAAGAUUAAGAGACAUCCAAAGGACCUGAAGUUCUUUGGUAAGGUCAGUUGGAUGUAUUUCGCCUAUCUCCGCACCACAUUGUUCCGGUUUCGACACAUGUCAAAGUUACAGCUGUGGCAUGACAUCCGUGUUAAACCGCCCAUCACCAAGUCAGAUCUAGGGGUUCCCAUGGGAGCCGGAAGUGGGUCGGCAUAUUUUAUAUGUCCAUUAUCUGCGUCUCCACCGGAAGUGUACACCAUGGGAAACGAGGAGAAGGUCAUGUACCUUCAUUCCUUAUUUGGGCUCAAGGAAAAGAAUGUGACUCUCUUCAGUUCAAUCUCAACCCCGCUUGCUCUAAUCUUCUUUAAAACAAUUCAGAAGUACUGGAAACAAUUAUGUGAUGAUAUAGAAUCUGGAACAAUAAACGAAGCCGUUCAGCUCGACCCUGGCGUGAAACAGAAAUUGCAGAAGUCCUUGACCUCAAAUCCGGAAAGAGCCGAUGAGCUUCGGAACAUAUUCCGUAAAGGAACUUCUCACUUCGGUCCACGUGUGUGGCCGAACUUUGCAGCCCUCCACGCUCCAGGAACUGGCUGUUACUCGUUUGCAACUGAGCUUCUGAAGAAGAACUUCCUAGGUGGGGUGCCGGCAUCCUCCGGCGUCCAUAUCUCGUCUGAGAGUCUGUACGGUCUGAACCUGCACGUGGAGGAUCAGACAAAGACUGAAUACACAAUCCUGCCGUGUCUGAACUUCUAUGAGUUCAUACCCAAAGACUACAUAGACAGGGAGGAUCCCACGACCGUUCUGGCUCACGAGGUGGAGGUUGGUGGGGAGUACGAGAUGGUGGUGACGACAUGGAUGGGGCUGUACAGAUACAGGACCGGGGACGUCGUGCGAGUCAGCAGCUUCACUGGGACGACUCCCAACUACAUCUUCUCCCAGAGAUCGUCUGACUAUCUGGGCAAGUACCCAGAGUCCCUGUUCACGGAGGCCGUCCACGAUGCUGCCAGAACGUGGACGUCAGGAACAUUAUACAGCUACAUGGCGUGUGAGAGUCAUAACGUAGACGCAAUCACAGGUGAUGUGUCCCCCUCACGGUGCUACUAUAUAUUUCUGGAGCUUGAGGAUGAUACGAUCCUAUCAGAUGAAGACAAGGAAAAGAUCAUUGGUAUGCUACGAUCCCGUUUUGAAGAUUACUGCGGUAACAAGGUAACGGGGACGAUUGCCGCCCCUGUCAUCGUGCAGGUCAAGUCUGGGACACUUCACGUCAUCAAGCAGGUCAACUUUGACCUGAACCCUCAAGCUGCUUUACAGCAGUACAAGUACCCGAAGUUAACGAAGACACGAGAAUUUAUACGAAUCUUGUUGGCAAGCAGGUUGUGAAUCUAAAACUGUGCCAAGAUUCCUACUUGCAAUAAUGGACAAACCAUGGACACUUCAUAUAUUUGUCAUCCAUGAAGAAACAACAUUCUGUGACCCUUGAUGAGAAGUAGUUUGUCAACGUAAAACAGGUUUAAAGUGCUUGUUUAGUUGAGGCAUUUAUAAAUAUUUUAUUACUGCUUCCAGCUGGUGCUGUUUUCGCACACAGUGUUUAUGAAGAUUGUGUAUUAUUUACAGGCUUGGAGGAGACUUGUAAGACAGCUCUGCAGAUUAAAUUAAUCUGUGAGUUGUUUUCUAAUGCUGUUGGUUAUUUUAAGACUGCUUCAAGCUAAUCCUCACUCAUCUCCCCGAGGCAAGAGAGUUAACUGACUUUGUAAGGCCAGUUUCCACCCUUGCCGAACUAGGCUGGAAUUACUGGCCUCGAUCGUAGCGCCACCAGUGGCUAUUUCCAGUUAUGUCCCUUCUAAGCCUCUCCUAUGGACCAAUCAGAAUCCACCUCUCGUAUCACUUGCGUUUGCUUCAAACAAAAUGGUGGCGCCCAGUCAGUAAUCUUGCGCAAUAAUCAAGAAUGAUAUUGUGGUAAAACGGGUCUUACAUUGCGAAAUGCAUCAAAUCGCGUGAGCACCUUGAUUAAAAAUAUGAAAAGAGAUGGAAAAUAUCUGCUGACAACGAGUUGGCGGUGCACAUGCUUUGCAAAUCCUGCAAU